This is a messenger RNA of Drosophila ficusphila, 558 nucleotides long. RefSeq names its product pupal cuticle protein Edg-78E (gene Cpr65Ec). Gene Ontology annotation, molecular function: structural constituent of chitin-based larval cuticle. The record is from RefSeq and is a predicted model, not a curated record. The transcript has 2 exons. The coding region runs from base 62 to 445 and encodes 127 amino acids. Gene Ontology annotation, cellular component: chitin-based extracellular matrix. NCBI's taxonomy places the organism in Eukaryota, Metazoa, Arthropoda, Insecta, Diptera, Drosophilidae.
UUCAUUCUCGUUGCGAGUUCACAGUGACAACAAGUCAGGCCCAACCCAAUCCAGCCCAAAAAUGAACAAAUUCUUCGUCCUUGCCGUCGCCACUUUGGCCAUUGCCUGCGUUCAAGCCGAUUCCUUUGAUGCGGCUGCGGAGACCCGCGAGUACAAGAGCGAUCUGAAGGAGGACGGCAGCUAUGGCUACCAGUACCAGACCUCCAACGGAAUUGCUGGACAGGAAUCGGGAGUGGGUGGAUACUAUGCCAGUGGGUCGAAUGCCUACUACGCCCCCGAUGGCCAGCUCAUCCAGCUGACCUACACCGCCGAUGCCAACGGAUUCCAUCCCGCCGGCGCCCACCUGCCCACUCCCCCUCCCAUCCCAGUGGCCAUCCUCAAGUCCCUGGAGUACAUCCGCACCCAUCCGCACCAGGAGACGCGCCAGGGCCAAGGACGAUUCUAGAUUCUAGGUUCUAGAUUCGGUUGGGCCAGCCCACAUGUUGAGCGUUGUUCGAGCUAGUCUUAAGUCAUUUCAAAAUAAACAUCGUUUGAGUCAACAAACAUUUCCAUAAACAA